Molecule: messenger RNA, 834 nt
Organism: Cryptococcus wingfieldii CBS 7118
Lineage: Eukaryota; Fungi; Basidiomycota; Tremellomycetes; Tremellales; Cryptococcaceae
Product: aldo-keto reductase
Exons: 8
Coding region: 1-834 (277 amino acids)
Molecular function (GO): oxidoreductase activity
Source: RefSeq, a predicted model, not a curated record
AUGCCCGCCCCUGCCCCCGUCACUUCCCUGGACGGCCGUCUCAAGAUGCACGAUGGCUAUACUAUCCCCCAGUUCGGCUUUGGAGUCUACGAGAUUGAUGAUGAUGAGACUUAUCAAUGUGUCAAGUGGGCUCUUGAGGCUGGGUAUCGUCACAUUGACACUGCCGAGUGGUAUGAGAACGAAGCGCCCUGCGGUAAAGCCGUCAACGACUUUGUCAAGUCAAGCGGUGUCCCCCGAAGCGAUAUCUUCCUCACCACCAAGCUCAAAAACAACUCUACCUACGACCGCGCCUACGCCGACCUCAAAAAAUCUCUCAAGACCGCCCAAGUCGAGUACUUUGACCUGUACUUGAUGCACUCUGCGAUCGGUGGACCCGAGGUUAGGAAGAAUGUCUGGCGGGCUAUCGUAGAUGCGCAGAAGGAAGGUCUCGUCAAGUCUAUCGGUGUAUCCAACUUUGGCGCCCAACAUAUCCAAGAAUUCAUCGACCAAAACGUGCCCCUCCCCGUCGUCAACCAAGUCGACCUCCACCCCUUUAUGCGCCACCCCUCCAUCGUCAAGAUCUGCGAGGAAAACAAUAUCAUCCUCGAAGCGUGGGGACCGCUGGCGAGGGCGAUGAGGUUUGAUCAUCCUGUGCUUGUGAGUAUUGCGGAGGAGAAGGGAAAGGAUGUGGCGCAGGUUAUGUUGAGGUGGGGCUUGCAGAAGGGCUAUGUCCUCAUCCCCAAGUCUGUCUCCCAAAAGCGUAUCAUUUCCAACUCCAAGCUCUUCGACUGGGAGCUCUCCGAGAAGGAAAUGGGAGAGGCAUCUCGAGCCGUUGAACGAGACUUUGGUGACUGA